UCCAGCCACUCCUGGCUCUGCCCUCAGCGGCCCCAGAUCCUGCCCUGCAGCCUGGGGUUCUGAGGACCAGCAGCAGGCCAGCCCCGCCCUCCCCGCCCAGGCCCUCGAACACCAAAGCGGAGGAGGCCACUUGUCACCACCCUCCCUCUGGGCCUUUCUCAGGGGCGGCCCCCAUCCCUAGCUGGAGUAAAGGCAGGGGUGCAUGGUGGGGGCAAGUUUGAUCUUGGAUGGCCAAGGGCCAACAGCCACCGGCACCACCGUAGCAGACGCUACAGGUGCGAGUGGGGCUCAGAGAAGAAGGAGGUCGGGGACUCCACUUGGGUGUCCGCCACGGAGGGCGACUGGCUGAGCGGUGGAAGGGGGGGUGUGACGCACCCGCUGAGGCCAAGGGCUGAGCCGGGUUCUGCUUACGAUCGCCCACGGGCUCAGUCUCCUGCAGAGCCUCACGCCAGGCCCAGAAAGGACACGUCACCUGGGCCACAGGCCAGCCCCGGGCACAGAGCCGCGCUCUGCACAGGGGGCUGGGACUUGAGAGGACUGCAGCGUCUCGCCCAGCCACCAGGUCACCAGGAUCCCGUGGACUUUUCUGCUCUCUAGACCCCUCUGCCCCGGGGGACGGCCCGGUCCCCACACGCCCAGCAUCUCGGGUGGUCUCCAUGAGCGUGGGUUUGUGCAUCAGGGCUGAGUGGGGUUCCACUCAGCCCAGAAACCUGGGAACCGGAAGGCUGGUCACCCACCCUGCAGGGGACGGACAGGGCCACUGCAGCAACAUCCUUGCGGAAGGGAGAACACAGGAGGCGUCCGGCAGCCCCCGCCCCACGGCAAUCCUGGUGCCCUGCAAGAGGCCUCGUCCUGGCCCCUCAGGAGGAUCCGUUCUCUUCCCAAACCAGGUGCCAACGAGAAGCCCUGUUGGGGCUGAGCCGCUCUCUCGGCCUCUUCCCUGCAAGAGGGGAGGUUAAUUUCAAGUCUCUAGUCACACCCUUUUCAGUCCCGGGCUCUUGGUCUCAUUGGCAGUUCAACGCUCUCACGAUGCCGGUCUUGCCGCGGACUUGCCCGCAGCUCCACGGCCACGGUGCCUUCCCGGAUGCUGCUGGGUGCACUUUGCUCCCUGCCUGCCGCUCCACCUGCCCGCUCUGUCCUGACUUUGCAAAGCUCAGAAGCAACUCCCAGCUGUCACAGCUAGCAGGAUGACGCCCAUCUCCUUGAUAAUGUCCUUGUCACAGUCCUGGCUCUGAGCGACCCUCUGGGGCGAGCCGGAGCACUCCGGGCCCCGUGAGGCCCUGCGUUCCUGGCGUUUCAACAUUCCUUUCCCUCCCAGCUUGCAGCCCGGGGACCCUCCCAGCUCGCAGCCCGGGCAACACUUUCUUGGCCCACCUCCUCCUUGUAGUCUCUUGCCCAACGCUGCCUGUGACCAACACAUGCUGCCGCUCUCCCACCAGGCUCUCGAGCACAUCACACACCACCUGCCUUGCGAGUCACCCCGGCCGGGUGCUGACCGUGUUGUGCCAGCCACCACGGAACCCCACCUGCCAACGCGUCCACUUCCAGAGCGGCCCCGCCGGCCUCACGCCCGUGGCACACGUGUCCUGUGUUCUGAUAGAAUGGCACCCUCUUCUAGGGGCUGGUUUCUAGGCCACAAGCUAAGUCACACUCCAGCAACGAACACCUCUGAAAUACCAACGUUUUCAACAAGGCGUGUUUCUCAUUCAGCUACAGGCUGGCAGUUGGGUGGCCUUCCCGUCACCGUCACUCCUCAGGGGCCCACCCAUGCUGAUGAAGGAGAGGACAUCUGGAGCACUCCAGGCACCUUGCCAGAGAUACGGGAGAGCUGGGGAGGGGCUCACACUGGCCACUGCCACCACGUGCACGGAAGGGGGGGUGACAAGUGGCCGUAGUGACCACACAGGGCUGGGGGCAGAACGCUGGGCAGCAGCUGCACUUUCGGGACAGACAAGGGAGCAGCCAGGCAGGUAGGAGGGUGAGGACCCGGGAUGCACAGAACAGCCAGGGCCAGAGGUGGGCUCCCCUCGGAGAACCAGCAUCAACUGUGGAAACGAUCAUCACGCACAUGAGCCCUAGGGCCACUCGGGAGCAAUAGGCUGGGGGGGAGGGUCCUAUUAGGAGCUUGUAUCAUUAUUUUAGAAAUGUUAUCCAAAACAUCACCUGAAAAGAAUCCAUUCCUCCGUCGCAGAGAGCGCAGUGGGCAAGGUCGGCCUGGUCUGGGGUGCUGGCGGUGUCCCCACUAUAGCAAUGCACCCCUGGGCUGUCGCCUCCUCCCUUUGGGAUGUGCGAGGACCACGCAAGCUCAACACAGAGUGUUUCAAAGGAGUUGGACCCUUCGAGCCCUUGGAGGCGGAACCCACUCCUCUCGGAGAACUGACCGCGAGCCGGGCAAGGCAGAGCGGCCCUGUUCCAGCGUGGCCUGGGAAGGUUCCUUCCGCUGGAACCUUCCAGCCGGGGAAUAGGAGAGACUUGGGCUUCUAGGGGCCGGCGCCCACGCCACCCUGGACGUGCCCAAAGAAGCAGCCCGUAUUUGUGGCCCCCGCUGACCACCCCCAUAGCCCGGGACCGUGACCCUCACUGACCACCCCCCUUAACCCGGAACCAGCCGUGCACUUUGCGUUUCCUCACCUAAUCCCCACAACCACCCCGGGCCCUCUGUACCACAGGGUUUGCGGCCAAGAGCAGCCAGGAGAAUCCUUGCCCAGGUGACUCCAGAGUGGUCCAGGCUCUGGGCCCCUGGACCUGCUGGGAUGGUGGCCCGGGCCCCUGCCAUCCCUCAGUGUUCUGAGGGCAGUUGGCUCUGGGACAAGCACGGUGGAGGCGGCCCCUGCAGGCUGGGGGACCUCACCCCUAUGCCCUCCCUCAUUUGGAGACUCCCGGAGAGUAAGACUUGCCCACAGGAUCAGGACCUUAGGCCCCUCUCUGGCUGCUGGGGGUGGGAAACAGGGCCCACAGUUCUGUGGGCCAGAAACUGCCCUGCCAUUCAGACCCGCCAGUGUAACUGAGAACGUGCCUGGCCCAAGUCCGCGUCAAGGCCGGUCCCUGAACAAAGGCUGUUCUUUGGCUGGGAGUUCCAGGAGCUUCCUAAACCGGCAGGGCAUGAAGCUAGUCCCUCCAAUUCCACAGGGCCCGGGGCACCCUCCCUCUUUCUGACUCAUGUGACUAGUCACCAAGCACCUUCAAAGAAACUAAAUCUCCUUCUCCAUCGCUGGUUCAAACCCUGGGCCUCCGGGCUCACUCUCCCACCCUAGCCUCGAGGACCUCCUCCUGAGCCCACUGCACAGGGCACGAUCCCUUAACGUGCCUCUGGACCACGCCAGGGCCCGGGCUCCCCAACUGCUCAUCCGUUUCCCACGCACGCCCCACUCUCAUCUCACCCCUCGGGGGGCUUAACUCUCACCCGCAGACUCUCUGACGCUCCUUCCCUGGUAUAUGGGCUGCACUGGGUGACUCGCUCCCAGCGAAAGGGGUGUUGUGGGAGCGAUGGAGCAGGACACCUGAGCUGGGUCAGGAAACACCACAGCUUCCGCCCUCCUUUCCCUUGGGUCGCUUGCUCUGGGAGAACCCAGCCGCCACGAUGCGGACACCCAAGUAGCUUCGUGAAGGUCCACACGAGGAACUGAGGCCUCCAGGCCCAGCCAACCUCCAGAGGACUUCGGUUCUGGCCAAAGUUUUGACCGCUAUCUCCUCAGAGACCGUCAGCCAGAACCACCCACGGGAGCGGCUGCCACAUUCCUAAUCCACAGAAAGCAUAUCGUUUUAAGUUCCUAAGUUUUGGGGGUCAUCGGACACACGGCAGCGGAUAAUCAACAGAGGUCUCCGCACGAGGUCAGUUAUGCUUCCACAAAAGAUCCGAUUCAAAAUUUACUCAAACAAUAAAACUGCAUUUACAACCUAUGACCGGAAAUCCCAAAGUGGACCAUUCUAGCACCAACAAGCUCAGGAGCUCAGGGACGUCAGCAGGUCCUUCAUCCUUCUGCUCUGGAGUCUCCGUAACGCAGGCCUUUGUCUUCCGGCUUGUCCCUUGCGGUCACCAGCUGGCCGCAGCAGUUUCUGUUCCCACAUUCCCACACUCGGGCAUCCAAGGCGGGUUACAGGAGAACAUGCCAUCGUGUGCCCUUGGGAAGCUUGGAGACAGCUCCAGCGUCCCCCCACAGGGCUGUUCCCCAUGUCCCGUUGCCCUGAGUUGCGGCGCACACCCCUUUCUAACUUCUGACCCUGAGCCAGGGAGGGGUCCAGGCUCCCCGGACGACUUCAACAGCAAGUGAGCUGGCCUCCUGCUGGUGAGGCAGGGUCAGCCACACGGUGGAUCCUGACAGGAUGUGGCGCGUUGCCAGCCCAGGGCUGCAGCCUCGGCCCAGCUGUCACCAGCUGUCCCUUCCCCUGGGACACCUUGGCCUGCCCUCCCCCACCCUGGGUGAAGUGUGGGCAGGACACCGGUUUUAAUCUCUGUGUCCACACGAGAAUGCAGUGCCUGGUUGUUGCCCGCUGACCAGAAGAGCUGCGGGGGUUCGAAGAGACAACCCCAACCCCAGCUGCGAAGCCAGGGAACGUCCCUUGAAAAACAACAAGGACGGUCAUCCAGGCACAAGUGUGAGCAAAGCCACGGAGCACAAACACUCCAGGGCAGUGAUAACCCGGGGAGGGUGGAGGGGAGCAGGCAGGUUUCAGGUUCCACAGAACCCGUGAACACCCACAGGCUUGGGAAAGGAAAUGGCUAGACGUGCGCCGUCCACGGGCUGGGAGGUGGUCAGCAGGGAGGCUGGUCCUGCCUGACGGCUGGGGGACCUGUACCUUCAUUCUCCUGUAACCUCCAAACAGCACUGUGACAUAGGGUGGCAUUCCCACCUGACAGUGACAACCCCGAGGCCCACACUAACUGUGUGUCGUAGGGCCUGUGGUUGUGGGAACUGGGGGUCAUGAACUAGCUGCCUCCAGAACACCUUCUUGUCACACCCCUCAGGCUGCCUCCAACUCCUAUUAAUACUCCAGGAGCCACAGGCCCCACUCUGCACAGGGCUGCGGGGGGGCCCAAGCGGCAGAGGGGAACACGGGACACAUGGGCUAACGGUGGUGCAGGAGCCGCAGCAGGCAGGCCUCAGACCAUCUCGGUACUGGCCACUCACCUGUCACUCCGGGCCUGGGCUAAUGCCUACCCAGCACCACCUGUCUCCGGGCCACUUGGGAGGGCACAGGCCCACCCCUGGACGACGACACGUCUGUAGGAGGCCGCCUGCUCUCCAGGCCUCACGAGCCAGGGUGAGUGACACAGCAAAGGCCGCUACGUAGAGUCCAGAUCCUGGGCUGGCCUCGGUUCUGCCGCUAACCACCCCCAUGUGUUACCUGGGGAGAGGAGUUGUCCGGCACCCUGGGGCAGGUAGGAAAUCUGUCUCUUACUCCUUCAGGAUCCCUACGAGAAGCAGAGCCCGGGGCCUUUACGGAUUCCCUCCAGCUACGGCAGCCACCAGCCUGCCAAGGAGUCAUUAGCAUCUUCUGGGGGAGUUACUGCCACAGGGAUGCUGAAUGGUCAUGCCCUAAGUCCUAGCAUCCCAGAGACAGGUGUUGGGCUAUGUAGUUUUCUUCUAGAACCGCAACAGGAAUAUCUGAGGCCCCCCCAAAUAGCCUGGGGGUAGGGCUAACACAAUGUCACACUACCACCAGCAGCUGCCACUCAUGCAGGCCCUUCUUGGCCUCUCAGAGGGAGGACCUGCAGCUGUCAGAGGAACCUGGGGCAGAGGCUCCAGGACCAGGUUCGGUUUGUUCUCUGGCAGUAGGGACUUUCCAGGUCUGCAGAAGGGCUUCAAUCUGACCACCGUUCAUGUCCAGGGGGCUGGGGAAAAGUCUGGGAAUGCAAGAUCUGACUAACCCUAGGAGGUGGCACAGAGCUGCCACGAGAAGGGCUCAGGCCGCCUUCUCCUCCCCUGCCCGACCCUCUGUGAAGGCGCCAGACACAGUGAAGCAGGCUUGGAGGGGCAGGCAGACAACAAGCCUCUGGCCGCUCUCCCUCCUUCCCGGGAAUGGGGAAGUACAGGCACCUGCAGCAAAGGUGAAUGCUUAGGCAGGUCCCUAAAUCGCCGUCCUCGCCUCCCCGCAGCACCGAGCGGCCAGGAGCUAUAACCGCACGUCCAAGUCCAGCAGGUCACUCACUGUCCAGCCCACCAGGACCAGAUGCCCGGUCAUCUGCCGCAGUCCCAUCCCCUGUCCCGCUCAGGAUCUAGCGCGUCCGAUCCCAGACGGCCUCGAGACAGCCUCCUAGGCCCGGAGGAUCCCCGUCCCCCCGCUCCGCGGGCCGGCUCGGUCCCGGGAGCACACCACCGCGGCCCACCGCUGCCUUCCCAAGCGAUCCGCGACACUCGCUUCCCGGAUCCUUCCGCCAACAGGCGGCCCGACCUGCCGCCAAGCGCCGGGACGAGCGGCGCAUUCUGGGAGGCGGUGCUGCAUUCUGGGAUCUGUAGUCCGCGGCCCGGACCUCGGCCCAAGAGGCCUCUCCGGUCCCUUAAGCCCCGAACGCCCGCGAGUCCAAGCGGCCCCGACGCCCCAGCCCGAGCUGCACCGGCCAGAGGACACGAAGUCCGUCAGCCUCCCGUGAGUCUCCGCCGGGCAAGUUCGCACACACCUCCCGGGGAAAGAAAAGUGCCGCACGGCGAUGGCACGGUCUCGCGAGAGCCGAGCUCGGGAGCCACGCCCCCGAGGGUGGGAUACUGGGAAUCCGCUUGGACUUCCGCCGCUCGAGUGCGAUUGGGCCGCUGUGUCACGUGGCCCGGCGGUUACCGCGGCGACCGGACGGGCGCGCGCCGGGCCUCGCCCUCCUUCCGGGCUGUCAAUGGGAGCCCCGAGCGCCCAGGAUGCGGGCCCCGGCCAGGGAGCUGUUCCGAGACGCCGACUUCCCCGCCUCGGACUCCUCACUGUUUUCCAGCUUCUCCACGCCGCUGGCCCAGUUCCGGGAGGACAUCACGUGGAGGAGGCCCCAGGUGCCAGGAAAGAUGAGAACAGAGAGAUGCCUGCUGGAUUUGACCACACAGAGGAGAUCUGUGCCACACCCCGGCUGUUUGCAGAUAACCCACAGGAAGGACAGGUGAAGCAAGGGCUGCUGGGAGACUGCUGGCUCCUGUGCGCCUGUGCUGCCCUGCAGAAGAGCCGGCGCCUCCUGGACCAGGUCAUUCCUCCAGGACAGCCGAGCUGGCUCGACCCAACGUACCGCGGCUCCUUUACCUGUCGAGUUUGGCGGUUUGGACGCUGGGUGGAGGUGACCAUAGAUGACCGUCUGCCUUGUCUUGCAGGGAGACUCUGCUUCUCCCGGUGCCAGAGAGAGGAUGUGUUCUGGCUUCCCUUACUGGAGAAGGUCUACGCCAAGGUCUAUGGGUCCUAUGAGCACCUGUGGGCCGGGCAGGUGGCGGAUGCCCUGGUGGACCUCACUGGUGGCCUGGCGGAAAGGUGGAGCUUGAAGGACUUGGCAAGAACCGGCGGCCUACAGGACAGGCCUGGCGGCUCAGAGCACAGGACUUGUCGGCAGCUACUCAGCCUCAAGGACCGGUGCCUGAUAAGCUGCUCGGUGCUCAGUCCCAGAGCAGGUGCCAGGGAGUUGGGGGAGUUUCAUGCCUUCAUUGUGUCGGAUCUGCGAGAGCUCCGGGGGCGGACUGGCCAGGCCAUCCUACUGCUGCGCAUUCAGAACCCCUGGGGCCGGCGGUGCUGGCAGGGGCCCUGGAGAGAGGGGGGCGAAGGGUGGAGCCGGGUGGACCCGGCGGAGGAGGCUACACUGCUGUCCCAGCUGCAGGAAGGGGAGUUCUGGGUGGAAGAGGAGGAGUUCCUCCAGGAGUUUGAUGAGGUCACCGUGGGCUUCCCGAUCACGGAGGCUGGCCACCUACAGAGCCUCUACUCAGGAAAGGAGCUGUGCCACACUCAGGAGCUACCCGGGGCCUGGGUCAAGGGGCAGUCUGCAGGAGGCUGUCGGAACAACAGCGGCUUUCCCAGCAACCCCAAAUUCUGGCUGCGGGUCUCGGAACCAAGCGAGGUGUAUGUUACCGUCCUGCAGAGACCCAGGGUGCGCACAGCAAACUGGGCAGGCCGGGCUCGGGCACCGUUGAGGGACGACCGUGCCUCAUGGACCCCGGCCAGCCUCCUGGGCAAGGACUACCAGGCCGUGGGCCUGCAUAUCUGGAAGGUGGAGAAGCGGCGGGUCAGCCUGCCCAGGGUCCUGUCCACGCCCCCCGUGGCUGGCACUGCGUGCCACGCCUACGACCGGGAGGUCCACCUCCGCUGUGAGCUCGGCCCCGGCUACUACCUGGCCGUCCCCAGCACCUUCCUGAAGGACGUGCCGGGGCAGUUCCUGCUCCGGGUCCUUUCCAGCGGGAGAGUCUCCCUCAGUGCCAUCAAGCCGGCGACCGCGAGCCCUGCCUCUGGGGAGGCCCUGCCCGCAGGGGAGUGGGAGACUGUGCAGCUGCGGGGCUCUUGGAGAGUCGGCCAGACGGCGGGGGGCAGCAGGAACUUCGCCUCCUACCCUACCAACCCUUGCUUCCCCCUCUCGGUCCCUGAGGGCGCAGGGCCCCGCUGCAUCCGAAUCACUCUGCGCCAACACUGCCGUGACAGCGAGUGCCACCCCAUCGGCUUCCACGUCUUCCAGGUUCCGGUGGAUGGCGGGAGCCAGGGCGCGUCCCGCCUGCUGCUCCAGGACCCUCUGCUAAGCUGUGUGCCACACUGCUACGCCCAGGAAGUGAGCCGGCUCUGCCACCUGUCGGCGGGGACCUACAGGAUCGUGCCCUCCACCUACCUGCCAGACACAGAAGGGGCCUUCACGGUGACCAUCGCCACCAGAAUAGACAGGCGCUCCAUUCACAGCCAGGAAAGGCUGGGGCAGCUUCUCCAGGAGGCCUCCUUCAUGGCAGUUAUGAAAACCUAACUGGGUGACCCCCGUGUCGGCUCCGGUGACUGGGGGGUGAGAGGCCCCCUCCCACGGUGCCACCAGCCUCCAUGCUGUGGCUCACAGCCCCGAGUCGGACGGCUGCACGUGCCCGCGGGUCCUGCAGGGAGGUGGCCGUGGGGCGAAGCAGGUGCCUCGGAAAAGCAAAAACCGCUGCAUCGGGCAUCCUUGUUCCAUGGCGCUCAGGCCGGAGAGCCUUCCAGAGACCCUUGGCGGCAUCUGUCCCCGGCUCCGGAGAGAGGCCUCACAGGGGACAAGAGCGUAGCAGGACAAAUCUUGUUCAGAACUAGUUAUUAGGGCAGACGUUUUUAGGAAGAAACUUUAUGAAUAAACGUGAGUACUGA
Molecule: messenger RNA, 9264 nt
Organism: Leopardus geoffroyi (Geoffroy's cat)
Lineage: Eukaryota; Metazoa; Chordata; Mammalia; Carnivora; Felidae
Gene: CAPN10
Product: calpain 10
Exons: 13
Coding region: 6650-8899 (749 amino acids)
Biological process (GO): proteolysis
Cellular component (GO): cytoplasm
Molecular function (GO): calcium-dependent cysteine-type endopeptidase activity
Source: RefSeq, a predicted model, not a curated record